CCUAGGCGACCCGCUCCGCCACCCUGCUCCGACAUGGACUCCGCAAUGGGCGAACUCUGCACAGGUCUUCGUCCAAGGAAAGAGAGACAUUCGCGGGCCAUCGUUGGGGGCCAAAGCUACCCCCUAGUGCAGUGAGCAGAGAAUUAAAUACCCGUCCGUCGCCGUCCACGAUAGACCCGGACGGCAGACCACACCGCACCGCAGACCACCAACCAACCCGAUCGUCAUCAUGAACCGAUACCUCUCGAUCCCCCUGUGCCUGGCGAGCGCCGUUCCUGCACUAGCGGCUCUGGGCGCGCGCGAUGCCAUCGCCUCCAUCUGCACCCAGAACAACAUCAUCACCACCUCCGACUUCAUCCUCUACAACAACCUCUGGGGCGAGGACUACGCCACCUCCGGCUCCGAAUGCACCUACCUGGACUAUGACAGCGGCAACUCCAUCUCCUGGCAGACCUCGUGGACCUGGGCCGGCGGCGCCGACUACGUCAAGAGCUACCCCAACGCGGUGCUGAACGUGGGCGCAAAGCAGCUCAGCACCAUCACCAGCAUCCCCUCCACCUGGGGCUGGAGCUACACCGGCACCGACCUCGUCGCCGACGUCUCCUACGACGCCUUCUUCUCCUCCUCCGACUCCACCACUGCCGCCCACGACUACGAAGUCAUGAUCUGGCUGGCCGCGUACGGCGGCAUCGCGCCCAUCGGCAACGAGGACGGCCCCAUCGCUUCCGCCACCAUCGCCGGCUACACCUGGGACCUGUACGAGGGCCCCAACGACUGGACCGUGUAUAGCUUCGUCGCCACCGAGACCAUCACCGAUUUUGACGGUGAUAUCAUGGAGUUCUUUACCUACCUCAUUGAUAACGAGGGCGUCCCCGAUACCUACUAUCUGCAGACCCUGGGUGCCGGCACGGAGCCCAAGACGGGUUCCGAUGCGUGGUUCACCGUCGCGCCGUACACUAUUAGCAUCAACGCUUAGUUGGCUGGACUGGGGUGAAAUCCACUGUCACAUGGCUGUACGGCUGUUGGCGAUCGGGAGAGGUUUCAUAGGAUUGAUGGAAUGGGAUAUAAUGGAAUAAUAAUUCGGUAAUUAUCCGCAAUAAUUUCAGGGGGGCGGAAGGAUGGGGGAGGGUUAUCAGAGCCCGUAAUAUAGUAUAUCAUACCGUGUUAGGUAGUACCUAUAUGUAUAGAACACUGGUCUUAGAUUAUC
This is a messenger RNA of Aspergillus heteromorphus CBS 117.55, 1207 nucleotides long. RefSeq names its product concanavalin A-like lectin/glucanase. The record is from RefSeq and is a predicted model, not a curated record. The transcript has 2 exons. Gene Ontology annotation, biological process: polysaccharide catabolic process. Gene Ontology annotation, molecular function: cellulase activity. Lineage: Eukaryota; Fungi; Ascomycota; Eurotiomycetes; Eurotiales; Aspergillaceae. The coding region runs from base 230 to 976 and encodes 248 amino acids.